Messenger RNA from Chaetomium strumarium, 756 nucleotides. RefSeq names its product nucleophile aminohydrolase. The transcript is spliced from 4 exons. The coding region runs from base 1 to 756 and encodes 251 amino acids. NCBI's taxonomy places the organism in Eukaryota, Fungi, Ascomycota, Sordariomycetes, Sordariales, Chaetomiaceae. Gene Ontology annotation, biological process: ubiquitin-dependent protein catabolic process; proteasomal protein catabolic process. The record is from RefSeq and is a predicted model, not a curated record. Gene Ontology annotation, cellular component: cytosol; proteasome core complex; proteasome core complex, alpha-subunit complex.
AUGUCGAGACGAUAUGAUUCGCGAACAACCAUUUUCUCGCCGGACGGCCGUCUGUACCAGGUCGAGUACGCGUUAGAAGCCAUUUCCCACGCCGGCACGGCCAUUGGGAUCCUGGCCAAAGACGGCAUCGUCCUCGCAGCUGAGCGCAAGGUUACGUCGAAACUGCUGGAGCAGGACACGUCGGCUGAGAAGCUCUACAUUCUCAAUGACAACAUGAUCUGUGCGGUCGCCGGCAUGACGGCUGACGCCAAUAUCCUCAUCAAUUACGCCCGACAAGCCGCUCAACGGUAUCUCCUCACCUACAACGAAGAUAUUCCCUGCGAGCAACUGGUGCGCCGGCUCUGCGACCUGAAGCAAGGCUACACACAACACGGUGGCUUGCGGCCGUUUGGUGUCUCGUUCAUCUACGCUGGCUGGGACCCGCAGCGUCAGUUCCAACUGUACCUCAGCAACCCCUCGGGCAACUACGGCGGAUGGAAGGCUACAAGCUCAGGAGCCAAUCAUGCAAGCGCGCAGAGUCUGUUGAAGCAGGACUACAAGGAGGACUGCACGUUGGAAGAGGCGUGCGGCAUGGCUGUCAAGGUGCUGAGCAAGACCAUGGAUGCGACAAAGCUUAGCAGCGAAAAGAUUGAGUUUGCGACAGUGGGGCAGACCAAGGACGGCAAAAUCUACCAUAAGCUAUGGAGUGCGGAAGAGAUUACGGCGUUAUUGAAGCAGCACGAUCUGGCGAAAGAUGAGACAACUGAAGAGAAGUAG